AUGCUGUCGCGCUCGGCCUCGCAACGCGGCGCAAAGCUACCGCAGCUGAGCCGCCGCCCGUCCGCGAAAGACGACGCCCCCGCGGACGCACUCAAGCCGGACGAAGACGCGAUCGACGACGUGUUCGCCCAAGUACAGGAGACGGGGACGCUGGACGGCGCCGCGCGCCGCCUCGCCGCACUCGCGGCCGCCGAAGACGGCCCGGGGACGGCGCAGAGCCAGCGGCGGCAGGGAUGGUGGGACGACCCGGAGGAGGCGGCGUACUUCGCUGCGCAGGGCGACGAGGACGAGAGCGAGAUCGAACACCUCAACGAGGUGGUGGACGGGCUGUGGAUCGGCGACCUCGUGGCGGCAAUGGACGCCGAGGGGAUGCGUGAGCGCGGCAUUACAAACGUCGUGUCCCUCCUUCGCCCGCGGCUCGACUUCGCGCCCGACUUUGCCGCGUACGCCAUCGAGAUCGACGACGCGCCCGAUACAGACAUCCUCACGGUCCUCCCCGCCGCCCUCCAGAGCGCUGCCGCGCCCCAGACCAAAGCUGGCGCAGUCCUCGUCCAUUGCCAAGCGGGGAUGAGCCGCUCCGCCACCGUCGUCGCCGCGUACCUCAUGCGCCACCGCCGCUUGGAUCCCGUCGAGGCUGUGUCGUUCCUCCGCGAGAAGCGGCCCGUCGUGGAUCCCUCAGACACGUUCUGGCACCAGCUCGGAUUGUAUUACCUCGCCGAUGGACGGGUUACGCUCAAGGACCGCAGCACGCGCCAGUUCUAUCUCGAACGUACUACAGGAUAUGUUAUGAGUGAGUGCAUUGUAUGGCGUGGCCAGCCCGCGACCCCGGCGGGGGGCCACCGCCGCAAGAUCCGCUGCAAGAUGUGCCGGCAACACCUCGCGCUGCGCGAGCACAUGAUGGACCACAUCCUCGACCAUGGGAGCGCCGCGUCGUCGCCGCCCAAUACGAAUCCGCCAUCGCCCGCGGAGCCGCGCCGCCGCGCCUCCUCCACCCUCCAGUUCACGCCGGCGGCGCCGCAUCCCGCCGCAGGCGGGAUCACGGGCGGGCCCCCCAUCCUCGUUAACCCCAAGUGCUCGGGAUACUUCGUCGAGCCGCUCACGUGGAUGGAGCCUGUGCUCGCGAACGGCGACGUCGCGGGCAAGCUCGUGUGUCCCAACCCCAAGUGCGGCGCCAAGAUCGGGAGCUACGACUGGGCAGGCGUGCAGUGUGGCUGCAAGGAGUGGGUGACGCCGGUAUGUUACAAAGUCGGACGCGCUGACGGCAGGGAUUCUGCAUCUCGCGCAGCAAGGUCGAUGAAGUUUGGUAACUACAUAGGGAACAGCAGAAUGCAUUGCAGUAGACUCUGCUCAUGA
Messenger RNA from Cutaneotrichosporon oleaginosum, 1353 nucleotides. RefSeq lists its product as uncharacterized. Lineage: Eukaryota; Fungi; Basidiomycota; Tremellomycetes; Trichosporonales; Trichosporonaceae. Gene Ontology annotation, molecular function: protein tyrosine/serine/threonine phosphatase activity. Gene Ontology annotation, biological process: protein dephosphorylation. The record is from RefSeq and is a predicted model, not a curated record. Gene Ontology annotation, cellular component: nucleus.